AUGGACGCCACCGUGCCUCGCAAAAGGGGACGACCCUCCAAGGUGACAGCAGCCACACCGACCCGUUCGCUAUCUUCCUUUAAAUCAGAUGAUUCAGUUGUCAGCAAGGUGAAAAUAGAAAAUGAAGAGGAGAUUGAUGAUGCAGGCAGUGAGGCCUCCUCCUGCCCUAUUCGGUCACAACAGGCAGCAGAACGACUUCUGGUUGAAGUAUCAGCUCUCUCCGCCGCUCGGCCGUUGUUGCGUUGUGCUCUGAGCAAGACCUGUCAGUCAGAGGCGUCAACGGAGCAAUCGGCACAAAUGCAGUCGCAGCAACGACGUCGCAACUCCACUAGACCGCGUCGGUCUGCCACCCUUCCCGAUGGUUCGUCUCCGACAAAAUCGCCACCAGUAAGCGGACUUCUAGCGUAUGAUCUGGAAAGUCUACGAGACCUGCUGGCACAGGGCAAUCUUCCAGGUGGUCCAGCACAGGUUGUUUCACAGUUGCGACUCUUGACACAGCACUGGACGACAUCUAAUCGUCCAGGCAGUCGCCUUCAUGGCUGCGCUCAAGACGUCUCGGCGUUUCUGGAGAAGAAACUACAAGAACUCGCCGAAAAUCAACAGAGUUAG
Hydatigera taeniaeformis is the source of this 609-nucleotide messenger RNA. The record is from the annotation of a GenBank genome assembly. NCBI's taxonomy places the organism in Eukaryota, Metazoa, Platyhelminthes, Cestoda, Cyclophyllidea, Taeniidae.